Molecule: messenger RNA, 2216 nt
Organism: Leptonychotes weddellii (Weddell seal)
Lineage: Eukaryota; Metazoa; Chordata; Mammalia; Carnivora; Phocidae
Source: RefSeq, a predicted model, not a curated record
AGGGGACCGGACUGGAGGCCCAGGUGUCCGAAGGUCUGCCUGGAGGGGCCCGAGUAGACCACUGAGUGUGGUUUUUGGAAACGAAGGGCACCGCACAAACACUCAUUCUGUGACCUUGAGUAAAUCCUUUCACCUCCCAGGACUUCAAGAGCUGUGAAAGGAGGAUCAGGGUAGUCGAUUUCUCCCAACUCGGAUAGCUGGCCGCUGUCUGAAAAAACGAGUGGUGGUAGAGGCUGCUCCAGGGAGCAUGGCGGCUAGGUGGAGAGGGGGCGGGGUGCAGUAGCGGAGAGGCGUGGUCUUAGAGUAGAAACUGACCGGAGUGGCGAUGGGGCUGGGUAAGAACCGGUGCCAAACCUGCCCUCGGCCUGACAACUGACAUAGACGGCUUGGCUGGGGAAGGAACAGAUGAGGGUGGGCGGUGGCGAGCAGAACUCAAGAAUUGCAGUUCAGAACUGCUAAAGGUUGCAGCCUUGUAAAUGUAUCGCAGUAGAGCUGGCUGGUGAGGAACUGGCUGGGAGGGUGUGGCCUCAAGAUCAGCGAGGGCUGGAGCAAAAAAUAGUCACUGCUCUGCGGGUUAAUUCGAGGCGGGGAGUUGAGAAGAGGAUACUGUACGCAGAGAACGCAGCCUGGGACAGAAGCCGGGCACGUCCAGCGUUUCAGGGGAGAGUAGAGGAGGACAAUCUAAGUAGGGAGGAUGAGGAGCAUCCAGAUGGGGUUAGGAUGUGCUGUCACAGAAGCCACUGGAGAAGUGUUUCCAGCAGGAGGACCUGGCAGCCAACUGAGAGGUCAGGAAGAUUGGGGCCAACGGGUGACCCAGGAAGUUGACUCCAAGAAGGUGAUACAUGGCCUUGGCCACAAGCUGUUUCGCUGGGGUGAUGGAGAUAAGGCCACACUGGAGUAGGUUGGAAGAGAGUGGAUGGUGGCCUUGCCCCUGUCUGUCCUGCCUCCAGGCCCCCUCCGCAUUGUGGCCCUGGUUGUCACCGUGGGCCUUACCUGGAUCGUGGUCAGCAUCCUCCUGGGUGGGCCUGGCAGUGGCUUUCCUCGCAUCCAGCAACUCUUCACCAGCCCAGAGAACUCAGUGACCACAGAGCCACGAGCCAGGAAGUACAAAUGCGGCCUGCCCCAGCCGUGUCCUGAGGAGCACCUGGCCUUCCGCAUGGUCAGCGGGGCUGCCAAUGUCAUCGGACCAAAGAUCUGCCUCGAAGAUAAAAUGCUCAUGAGCAGUGUCAAGGACAACGUGGGCCGUGGACUGAACAUCGCCCUGGUGAAUGAUGUCAACGACCUGCUGAAGUUUAUUCGGCCACUGCAUGAAGGCACCUUGGUAUUUGUGGCAUCCUACGACGACCCAGCCACCAAGAUGAAUGAAGAGACCAGGAAGCUUUUCAGCGAUCUGGGCAGCAAGAACGUGAAGGAUCUGGCCUUUCGGGACAGCUGGGUGUUUGUGGGGGCCAAGGGCGUGCAGAACAAGAGCCCCUUUGAGCAGCACGUGAAGAACAGUAAGCACACGAAUAAGUACGAAGGCUGGCCUGAGGCGCUGGAGAUGGAAGGCUGCAUCCCGAGGAGGACCACGGCCAGCUAGCUGGCCGAGCGCAAGGACCAGGCUGAGGGAGGCUGCGUGUGCCUGGCCGGGAGAAGGCAGUGGUGGUGCCAGGGCAGGGCUGAGGCCUGACCCCGCGCCCAGCCGGGAACGCUCUUGCCCCAACACGUCGGGGCUCCAAAGCAGUGACCGGGGCCCAAGUGUGACUGGUGGGGGGGGCUGCAGGGGCCAGCCGCGGCUCACUUGGACAGGGGAAGUCAGGUACCCAUCUCCUUUUUCUAAAGCUGCCUCCCCUGGGGAGCCCCAACCUGAUCCCCAAGCACCUGCAGCUACAAGGGCCCCGGGGUGUGCCCGCCCCCUCACCGCACAAAUGUGGUAGCAGCCCUGCAGGGGCUGGGCAUCUUCCAGAAUCUCUCCACCCCAGAGCCACUUGCUGCUCUUUGGGCUAAUCCUCUUUCCAGCAUGAGUCCUUCCGAUGAGCCACACCUGGUGGCCGCUUCAGGACGCUGGCCGCCUCCUGCCUUGCUCUCUGCAGGAAGGGGCCUCCUUGGAGCCAGGCUGGCAGGGGCGCUAAAGGGGCACCUGAUCACCAUCCUUAGCGCAGCAGAUGGCUCCUGCAGUUUGUCAGGGGGCCCACCUUCUAGAUGACCUCUUAAUAAAUUAGUGGCCCCCAAUCGAA